UGUAAACAUUUCUGAAUGUUUUUACAGUCUUAAUUAAUACUUAAAAUGUCUGAAUCAUGUCUUACUGAGUUAACUAGACCUCUAAAUAUUGGUCAUUUGGGUUGAAAGAGUCUUAAAGAGCUGUCAGCAUUUGGAUGUAUGUGGGGGAAUGAGAACUGGAAGCAGAUGAGCAGGGAAAGUCACCACUUCUUUUUGGUAGCUUUUUCCCCCCUCUAGGUUUAAAAAAUAUCUCUAAAUCCUAAGCAUGAGACAGUUCUGUUACUUUAUUACAGGGAUUCACAGAGAUAGGCUAUUUGAGUUGGUGGGAAGUUAUACUUAACAUAAUGUAUUUAAUCCAAGGGAAUCCCAGAUAUCUUCUAAAAAUCAGCCUUCCUUCACUAUCUGGCCUUAGUGAAAGACUAGUAGAAAGUUGCCAGCAGAUGCCUCGCUCCUGGGGAGAGACCAUCACUGCAGUGACCGUCUAGAGUGCUGCCUUGGGGUGUGCGGAGAGUGCAGUUGGGGCACAGAGAUGAGGUGCUUAGUCCAAUUUGCAGCCUUUUAAAGGGUUCCUGGAAAGAAUGAGAUCUUAGAAUAAGUGUAUGUGUGUGUAAGAGUGACCUGACCUAGCAAUGUUGAAGGCCCUCUGGAUAGAGGGACCAGCAGGUGUCAUGGGCCUGUCCAUCCCCAGACCUGUCACUGCAGGAGAUGGCAUGCUUGACAGGCACAUGGCUGCCUCCAGGGCCCAGGGACCCUGUCCCUACAAGAUGAUAGGAGAAGUCAGAAAAAUAACAACAACAACAACACAUGUAGAUAGAUUAUAAUCUAGAAGAGCCCAGAGGAGAGAAACUUUUCCCGACUACACAUGCAUCCUUCAGAAAUUUUGAUCCGUGUUUUGGAGGUGAUCAUAUCACCCUCAGCCCCUGAAUUAUUAUGAGUUUGUUGGAUCCCUCAGGUUGUUGAGCAGAAGGAGAAGAUGGAUCAUCCUUGCUAUAUAGUUGAUGGUGAUCCAUUAAGUGUUUAAAUGAUUGGGAUUGUGAUUUAAAAGUAAGUUCACUUGGCUACAGUUUGGUGGGUGGAUUUAAAAGGAAAGGGCAAGACUGAGAAGACCUCAUUUUGGAGGCUCCUCAUACCUGGAUGUGGUCAUAGAGGUGCGGAGAAGGGGAAAGUUAACUACUUAGGAGGUAAAAUGGGAAAGCUGGAGUGGCUGGUUUGGUGUGGUGCUAGAGGGGUGAGAAGGAAUUAUUUGACUCCCAGGUUUUUUGUUGUUCUUCAGUCACUCAGUUGUGUCCAACUACUUGUGACCCCAUGGAUGCAGCACGCCAGGCCUCCCUGUUCAUCACCAACUCUUGGAGCUUGCUCAAACUCAUGUCCAUCGAAUCGAUGAUGCCGUCCAACCUCUAUUGCCUACUUCUCCUCCUGCCCUCAAUCUUUCCCAGCAUCAAGAUCUUUUCCAGCAAAAGGACUCCUAUGGAAGAUGGACAUCUUUCUCCCGUUUCCAGAAUGUGUUUCCAGGCUCAUCAGUGAAACCUGAUCCUGCUGCUCUGUGUUAAAAUGCAUGAAGAACACUCACGGCUCUGACAACGCCAGCUUCCAUCCUGUUGAAACCAUGGUCGUCUCUGCGGUGUUGACAGCGUCCCAUGCUGGGGCAUCCAACACAACGUUUGUAGUCUAUGAAAACACCUACGUGAAUAUCACGGUCCCUCCACCAUUCCAGCACCCUGGCGAUGUUCCACUGCUGAGAUACAGUGUUGAAACCCUGGCUCCCACUGGGAUGAGUUCCUUAACAAUGAAUAGUACUGCUGUGUCCCCAACACCAGCAGCUUCCAAGAGCCUCAACUUGCCUCUCCAGAUCAUCCUUUCUGCUCUGAUGAUAUUUAUUCUGUGUGUGUCUUUUCUUGGUAACUUGGUUGUUUGCCUCAUGGUUUACCAAAAAGCCGCCAUGCGCUCUGCCAUUAACAUCCUCCUGGCCAGCCUGGCCUUUGCAGACAUGUUGCUUGCAGUGCUGAACAUGCCUUUUGCCUUGGUCACUAUUCUUACCACCAGAUGGAUCUUCGGGAAAUUCUUCUGUAGGGUAUCUGCUAUGUUUUUCUGGUUGUUUGUGAUAGAGGGAGUAGCCAUCCUGCUCAUCAUUAGCAUUGAUAGGUUUCUUAUUAUAGUCCAGAGGCAGGAUAAGCUAAAUCCAUACAGGGCUAAGGUUCUCAUUGCAGUUUCUUGGGCAGCUUCUUUUUGUGUAGCUUUUCCCUUGGCAGUAGGGAACCCUGACCUGCAGAUACCUUCCCGAGCCCCCCAGUGCGUGUUCGGGUACACAACCGAUCCAGGUUACCAGGCUUAUGUGAUUUUGAUUUCUCUCAUUUCUUUCUUCCUGCCCUUCCUGGUGAUCCUGUAUUCGUUUAUGGGCAUCCUCAAUACUCUUCGGCAUAAUGCCUUGAGGAUCCACAGCUACCCUGAAGGUAUAUGCCUCAGCCAGGCCAGCAAACUGGGUCUUAUGAGUCUGCAGAGACCCUUCCAGAUGAGCAUUGACAUGGGCUUUAAAACGCGUGCCUUCACCACCAUCUUGAUUCUCUUCGCUGUCUUCAUCGUCUGCUGGGCCCCAUUCACCACUUACAGCCUUGUGGCAACGUUCAGCAAGCGCUUUUACUACCAGCACAGCUUUUUUGAGGUCAGCACCUGGCUGCUCUGGCUCUGCUACCUCAAGUCUGCAUUGAACCCCCUGAUUUACUACUGGAGGAUUAAGAAAUUCCAUGACGCCUGCUUGGACAUGAUGCCUAAGUCCUUCAAGUUUUUGCCGCGGCUCCCUGGUCACACACGGCGGCGGAUACGCCCCAGUGCCGUCUAUGUGUGUGGGGAACAUCGAACGGUGGUGUGAAUAUUGGAACUGCCUGACGUUUUGGGUGAUGGCUGUUCUUUAUCUGACUUUGAAUUUUCUUUCUCAUGGCUUCUCCACUUAAACUUUGUUGUUUUAUUCUUAGGGUAUGUAUAUAUGUGUAUGUGUGCAAUGUGAAGAAAGAAUGGUGAUUAGUUAUAAGUCUGUUACCAGGGAUACACAAUAGGGAAGUGAUCCCAAGUGUUACCUCCAGGGUUCAAGAGAAAUCUUUGAUUUAGGGUGGGGAGAUGGUUUUCUAUAACUUCAGUUGAUGUUGUUUUUGUAGUAGGAAUCAGGAUUGUGCUUUAUUGAGCCUGAAGUUACAUUGAAUUUUAGGUAUAUUGUAUGCUGCUAAGAUAUGCUUAGUUGAGUUUAUAAAUUUUUUUUUUUUCCUGGAAGACACUGCUGCUUUUUGCCAUCACGUUGGAGCCAAAAACCACAUACAUCUCAGUAGAUAGUUUUAUUUAAGAAAAAUAACCCAAGGGGGUAAGUGACAUUUUAAAGGUCAUUAAUAUUUACUUUGGUGCACUUUAAGAAACAAUGUACAGACUAAUUCAGUCAUGUUUUUCAGAAUUGCUUUUAUACAUGACAUGUUGUGCUUUAGGAAACGUUACAUUAUUUCUAGGAAGAUAGUUUUUUUUUUUUUUUAAUUUUAUCUGCAUGUACAGUUUUAAAGGAGAGAACAUAAAAAUGUAGAACUUUUGCUAAGCACAAUAGUGAAUCUUUAGAGAAGUAGGUUAGAGUUGAGAAGAGGGAGCGCCCUCGGAAAUGUAAGUGAAAUGCAGAGAGGCUGUGGCUGGUGGAGGUGGUGGUGGUCCCUUUUACUCACAAAUUCUCUGAGUUCAGUGGGAGAAGGGUCACCAUUUAUUAGACAUCUACCAGGUGUCAGGCACCGCGCAACAUUUUUAUCCUCACAGCGUGCCAUGAGGGAGGCUAUUAUUUCUUCCAUUUGCAGACAAAGAAGGCGAGUCUCAAAGAGACUUAAACCCUGCCCAAGGUUAGUGGUGGAGCCGGGGUCAGAAAAUCCAUCUGCGUCCCGAGACUGCUGUUCUGCCAUACCACACAGACACCUCCUUCAGGUUUGCAAGUUCCAUGAGAAAGAGGGACCUAUGUGUAUUCUUUCAUUUGUUUUUUUUAUUAGACUGAAACCUUCUUUUUUAAGAAAAUAGCUUCAUUUUUUUUUUUUUUAAUUACCAAAAGGAAUUACAUGACAGAAAGUCUGGAAAAUAGGAAAAAAAUAAAAUCAUUCAUAACCUCCUUUAUAAAGUGGAACUUAAAAAUCUUAGAUAAGGGUAUAAGGAAAUAAGGCAAAUUUUUGAUUUGCAAAACAAGUGACAAUUAUCGAGAAGUUAAAUACAGAUGUCUUUAGGUCUUUGCCCUGUAGGUUUGGAUGUUUCCAGUUGUCCAGCUGUAUUUCUCAGUGUUCUGGACAGAAUGCCGUGUGGUUGCCCCGGUGCUUGCCCAGAGCAGAGCUGGCUGUUGAAGAAUGUGAAUGCUUAGAGGUGAACAGAAACCCUGGUCUGAGCCUUGAGCAAGUUUUCAUUGGGGCAGGUCUAGGGUUUCAAAUUCUUCUCUUGCUGAUAAUCUGCCUCUCUCCGCUGCCCCACGUGCAUCUGGGGCCUUCGGUGCCCUUCUCUCUCCAAUUCCGGGAACUAGACGGCCCCCAGAGAUGGGGCUUCAGACUAAGGCCGUCAGUGCUGAAAGUGUAGCCUGUUGGCUGCAUCAUGGACUUUAUAAAUAGUCAAGUUAACCAUGAACCCCUUUUGGAUCUACAGCAUGUUUUUAGAAUUGUUGUGCCUUGUCACCAGUGGGAAGCGAGCCUCUGUUUCUUUAGCUGUACAGCCAGAGAGUUGGACUACAUGAAUCUUCAAGAUCUUUUCCAACUAUAAUGCGACAAUAGAGAUUUUUUUGAAGAGCCCAGCUGACAUCAGCAUCACUCUUUGGUCUCCAGUAUUAUUUUUUUUUUUUUUACAUUUUACUUCUUUUGAUGUCUCUUAAAAUUGGAUGUCUGAAGAGCACGUGGCACCGUGGCAGGGGUUAGGAGUUCAGGAGGUGAAUGUCACCAUGAAAGACUUGAGAAACACUGUUCUUGACGCAGUGGCCUUGUCAUUGGGACUCGUUUUCCAGUUAACUUCUCCUUGGGGACUCAAGCAGAUUAUUCAACACGUUUUGAGAUCAUCUUCUGAUGAGACUCACCUACCUCUUUGGUUCCUUAUUUAUAUUAUUCACAGGUAAAAUUGCUUUUAUCCAUUGGGGAUCUUAUAGAGCAUAAACACUGUAGUAGAUAUUAGUAGCACAUUAAAGUGUAUCAUGCUUUCCAUUUUCAAUAUAAGCUAGAUUUCAGGCAGAUAUUAAUAAGUCUGUCUGAAAUUAGACUUUAUCUGAGGAAAGUCAGCAUGAUCUGUACUCAUCUUACAUGUCGGCAGUAGAUCUUGAGACACCUUUCAUGGUUGGAGUUGAGCCAGAUUUGUUUCCGUGGUCCUGCUUUUAGGAGCAAUCCUUCGGUAAAUUCAGGGCUGCUGGUAGGCAGUGCAGCGUUGGGAGGAGCUCUGGAGUGCCUGCUAAGAGGCGCACUGUUUGUGAAAGACGACCAAGAGGGGCCUUUGUGAGUUCAGCACCCACAUCGAACAGCAGUUCUCUUUACACUGGAUUGUCUUGAUCGAUCAGAUGACAGUUUACAAACCAUUUUGAACAUUUUUAUCACGUAUACAUUUUGAAAGCUUAAAAAAAAAGUACUAUAGUGUACCUUUGAACAAUUUAGGUGUAGUAUCAUAUGUUGCCUCUUCUAUAUUUUCUUGAUGGAAAAAAAUGCCACUAUGAGUUAUCAUCACUGGCUGACAUCAUCAGAAAUGUUUUUCUUUUUCCUUCAGGCUAAUAAGUAAGAAGCAGGAAAGAGAUAAUGAAGUGUUUGUGGUCAAAAGAAAGAGUCAAAAGAAAUCCUUAAUAAUCUGAAAUAGUGAUAUUCAAACUUUCAAAUAUUCAUUUGCAUUUAAGUCUUCCCAGGGGACUUGUUAACAAUAAAUACAGGUCACGAGGGCCCCUAGAGGGGCAUUGGCCCCACCAAGACCCACUUCUGUCUUGUUGAGUGUUUGGUCUGAUUCUGGUUCAGAUGGUCUUUGGGGCAUACUUCAGGAAACACACCUGUGGGAAAUAUAUCCACUUAAAAAUUGUCUGUUUUUCCCAAAAAAUGAUUUGUGUUGCAAAUCUUUAUCUCCCAGUGCUUGGGUAAUCCACACUGAGAAGAAAGUCUGUGUAUCGUCGUGCCUAAUUAGCUGCCACUUGUGUGAGUGCUGGAUCACUCCAGAGUCAGCUUUAUCAUCUUUCAACUGGCACAGUUCUGAUAAGACAUAUAGUUUCAAAGUAGAGCGAAAAGGUGACUUCACAGUUGAAAGUGAUGCCUUUUAAGGAGUCUGAUUCCUCUCAUAUUUUCUUUUCUAGUUGAGAAGUAUCUUUAUUGUAUGUAACCUCCUGAAGAGUAAGGGGAAUGCAAAGAUUUAUCCAAUUCCUAUUGCUCUGCUUACACCAGUUGUGUUCAAUGGAAGCAUGAAAAAAUAAAACAACCAUUUAAAUCUAUGUAUUUCAGUUGCUGACAAGGAUACUUAAUAUUUGCUUUUGUUUACAUGAAAAUAUUUAUGUAUAUAUCACAGGAAAAAUGUUCACUUGCUUGACAUUUUAUUCUUCCAUGAUUUUUAAUGUUUAAAGGACUGUUUAAUUCAGAUUUUCACAACCAUAGUCUUCACUGAAAACUCAAUUUUUAUAAUAAUAAAUGAAAACGUCAAAGCACACGUUUGUUAUUACAAGUAAAUGGUAAUACAGUUCUUAGAUAUUAAUUGGUACUAGUCCUUUGUAAUUAAAAUUAAUUUAUUUUACAAUGGUACCUAACCUAUAUGAAAAAAUCACUCUGAAUUUUGGGUUGUAAUAUUCAAAAUGUACAAUUAUUUGUGCAUAUUCUUAUAGCCAGGAAAAAGGCUACCAAUAAGAAAAUGAAUAAAUGUUUAACAUUUCUAAAAGUGGAGUUUUUUUAAAGGACUACUUCAUUUAUCUUAGGAAAAAAAUUGGCAUGAAUAAUACUUUCUGUUCAAUUAAAAUCUGAGUUUAGUUUCAAUCCUA
Dama dama (fallow deer) is the source of this 6952-nucleotide messenger RNA. It is a transcript of the gene GPR63, whose product is annotated as G protein-coupled receptor 63. Gene Ontology annotation, cellular component: membrane. Bases 1535 to 2845 code for a protein of 436 amino acids. The record is from RefSeq and is a predicted model, not a curated record. The transcript has 2 exons. NCBI's taxonomy places the organism in Eukaryota, Metazoa, Chordata, Mammalia, Artiodactyla, Cervidae. Gene Ontology annotation, biological process: G protein-coupled receptor signaling pathway. Gene Ontology annotation, molecular function: G protein-coupled receptor activity.